Molecule: messenger RNA, 1946 nt
Organism: Myotis brandtii (Brandt's bat)
Lineage: Eukaryota; Metazoa; Chordata; Mammalia; Chiroptera; Vespertilionidae
Product: chromosome unknown open reading frame, human C1orf74
Exons: 2
Coding region: 568-1377 (269 amino acids)
Source: RefSeq, a predicted model, not a curated record
GCAUGCGCAGUAGACCGGCUCUGCCGACCGGAAGCCGAGCGGGCGGGAUUUCCCGUGGGGCGGCGGGUUGUACGGUUCGUGGCUUGUGUGGCGGCGCGAAGGGACAGGAAAAAGAAGUUCCUGAGCCCGCGAACCUGCAGCGGAAGUGGAAGGAGAACGUAUGUGUGUGAUGCCGAGCCCUCUUUCUGGUUUAAUAAGUCACGAUAAUUGGCUCCGAAAAGGGUGUGGGCAUUGGAGUGAGCCCUUCCGCGGAGGGUCCGUGGAUGUCCACCAGGAGGGAUGGCGGAAAUUAAAAUACCACCCUCCUGCAACUCUUACACAUUUCAUUUAUUUACUUUUACAGGGUGAGAUGGUUAUCAGCCCACAUUCUAGUGUAUGUCAGUUUCAUCAGAUGUCUAUUCUCAGAACUCUGCUGGCGGGAAGAGAAGGGGAAAUUGGCGGUGGAAAGAGUACAUUUGGAGCCUAGAACUCUGCCUCCGAGGGCAGUUUUAGGUUCUUCAAGUGUCCGGAGCUCAAGAGAUGUGGCCCAGGGGAGGGAACUGUCUCUAGUUAAAGAGGCCAUGCCUGAUGUUGCUUCCAGAUCCCAUGUCGACACCAAGUCCUCAGUUGCUGGUGGCAGCUGCUCAGCAGACCCUGAGCAUGGGAAAGAGACGGGGCCUGGCCCGAGCUGCCUGCCUUCACCUCGCCGGAGAGGUCCUGGCUGUGGCCCGGGGACUGAAGCCAGCCCUGCUCUAUGAUUGCAACGGUGCGGGGACAUCAGAGCUCCAGAGCUAUCUGGGGGAGCUGCAGGGCCUGGGCUUCCUGACCAAGGGACUUCACAUCCUUGAUAUUGGAGGCAACAGCCUGAUCGUCAUACCUGAACAUGUAUGUCAGCACCUGGAGCAGGUGCUGCUUGGUCCUGUAGCCUUUGUGGAUGUUUCCAGCUCCCAAUCUCACCCUUCUAUCCGCUCCCUGGACCAGCUUCAGGACUUGAAGUCCCUCAUUGCCAAGAUCAUCACCCAUUUGCAGGGGUUGCAGAGGGACCUGUCCCUGGCCGUCUCCUGCAGCAGGCUCUGCUCCUCAGACUGGAAUCUCUGUACUGUGUUUGGCAUUCUCCUGGGCUAUCCUGUUCCCUAUACCUUUCACCUGAACCAGGGAGAUGACAACUGCUUAGCCAUGACCCCACUACGGGUGUUCACCGCUCGGAUCUCAUGGCUUCUUGGUCAACCCCCAGUCUUGCUCUAUUCCUUCAGUGUCCCAGAGAGCUUGUUCCCAGCCCUGAGAGACAUUCUAAACACUUGGGAGAAGGACCUGAGGACUCGAUGUAGGGCUCAGAAUGACUUUACUGACCUCAGCAUCUCCUCUGAGAUAGUCACCCUGCCAGUUGUGGCCCUCUAACUCCCAUGUAGAAAGUUCUCACUAAAUAUUCAGCUCCAAGUCAGGGAUUACAAAUAGGCAUCAUCUCAAGUGUCAAUUCUGAGCAUCAUGAGAACACUAGGGAAGAAUGCUCUAGUCAACUGGCCACGUCUGUGACGGGCACGGGAACAGGUGGUGGUGGCAGCAUUGGUAGUACAUACUUGCCAUUUCUAUACUAAGGAGUCCUCUUGACUUAACUGAGAUGUCUAUUCCUUUUUUACUAGAUAGAAGAUAGAAGGAAAGAGAUUGUGGAGAAGGGGAGUGAGGGGGUAGGUGGAGAAGAGUAUAAGGGGGAAAAUAGCUAUUUAAAAAAAGGAUUGUGGAGAAGAAGGGAGGUGGAGGACAAGUAGUGUACCCUCGUAUACUAUAUGUAUGGUAUGGUAAUGUUGUAAAUAUACUCUGUGGGUAGUGUUCACUAGAAAAUAGCAGGCCUGGGCAUUACUGCAUGUUUAUAUACCUCCAACUGAAUUGGACUAAGGAAAGUAGACCAGGAUGCUCAAGUGUCAUAUUUGAUGUGAUAGGUCGGUCAUUCAUGAAUAAACAAUUCUGGG